This is a messenger RNA of Lolium rigidum, 1605 nucleotides long. Its product is annotated as probable E3 ubiquitin-protein ligase ARI2. The transcript is spliced from 5 exons. Gene Ontology annotation, cellular component: cytoplasm; ubiquitin ligase complex. The record is from RefSeq and is a predicted model, not a curated record. Gene Ontology annotation, biological process: ubiquitin-dependent protein catabolic process; protein polyubiquitination; positive regulation of proteasomal ubiquitin-dependent protein catabolic process. The coding region runs from base 1 to 1605 and encodes 534 amino acids. Gene Ontology annotation, molecular function: zinc ion binding; ubiquitin protein ligase activity; ubiquitin conjugating enzyme binding. Lineage: Eukaryota; Viridiplantae; Streptophyta; Magnoliopsida; Poales; Poaceae.
AUGGCCAGCGACGAUGAGUGCUACGGCUACGACUCCGACUACGAUUACUACGACGAGGACGACGUCGCGAUGGAGGCCGACGAGGACGCUCUGGUGGAGGAGGACACGCCGGCGCCGGAUCGCCCCGUGGAUUGCUGGGCCAUUACAAAAGAAUCUCUUUCCACUGCACAGCAACAAGAUUUGUCCAUGGUGAUGAACCUUUUGAACAUAAAGCAGCACCAUGCGCGCGCUCUCCUCAUUCACCAUCGGUGGAAGACGGAAUGCAUAUGCGACCACUUCGACAGGAAGGGGCGGGAUCGCAUGCUCAGGGAGGCAGGCGUCGUGCUUCAGGAGAAUAACAACUGCAGGGCAUCGCCCUCAAGAAUGAUGAACUGCAUGGUGUGUUUUGAAGAAUUUUCCAUGAGCGUCGUUUCCACCAUGGAAUGUGGCCAUUAUUUCUGCAAUGACUGUUGGACAGAGUACUUCAAAACCUCGGUCGACAGCGGCAAGAAGCAGAUCCGGUGCAUGGGGCUGAAGUGCCCUGCCAUCUGCGAUGAGGCCGUGGUGCGGCGCCUCCUUGGCCGCCGGUACCCGGACGCGGCCAGGCGCUUCGACCGCUUCCUGCUCGAGUCCUACCUGGAGGACAACGACUUCGUCAAGUGGUGCCCCAGCGUGCCGCAUUGCGGGCGCGCGAUCCGCGUGGGCGGCAGCGAGCAGCACUGUGAGGUGGAGUGCCCCUGCGGUUUGGGCUUCUGCUUCGCCUGCGCGGCGGAGGCGCACUCGCCGUGCCCAUGCACCAUGUGGGAUCAGUGGGAGGUCAAGUGCAACGGCGAGUCGGAGACAGUUAACUGGAUCCUUGCCAACACCAAGAACUGCCCCAAGUGCUAUAAGCCCAUCGUCAAGGAGGGCGGCUGCAACCUCGUCACCUGCAAAUGUGGCCAGUACCUAUGCUGGCUGUGCGGUGGCGCGACGGGGUCUGCGCACACAUGGACCUCCAUAGACAACCACAGCUGCAACCGGUUCGUGGAGGGGGAGAAGAAGAAGGUGGACGACGCCAAGCGGCACCUACACCGCUACACGCACUUCUACGACCGCUUCAAGAUCCACGGCGACUCGUACAAGGUAGAGCACGAGAAGCUGGGCCCGGCAGUUGAGGAGCGGGCCAAGUGGUUGCAGACCCUGCAACAGCACGCUCUGCUCCAGGACGGCGCCUGGCUGACGGAGGCGCACCAGAAGCUGCUCCGGUCGCGGCAGGUGCUGUCAAGGUCCUACGUCUUUGCCUUCUACAUGUUCGGUGACGACUACCACGGCAAGGUGCACAAGACGGAGCAGGGGAAGGUGGCCAUGGCGCAGGUCCUGUUCGAGGACUACCAGGAGCAGCUGGAACGCCACGUCGAGCGCCUAUCCAAGGUGCUCGCCACCGAGUUCUCGCUGGACCCGGUGGAGGAGGACAAGAUCCUGCGUGACAAGCAGGACGCCCUCAACCUCGCCAAGAUCGUCCAAACCCACUGCGGAGAGAUUUACAAGUGCAUCCAGGACGAGCUGCUGCCGCUGCUCCUCGACACGGUCGACAUCGCCACCUACCGGCCCCGAGGCCCGGACAAAGCCAAGGAGUUCCAGCCGUGA